UACAAUUACAUUUUAAAGAUUAGAUUUUCAGCUAGAGACUGACAUACAUUUGGGCAUGGUUGUGCUAUUUUGCAGGGGCUCAGGUCUGGGACAUGCAGGUGGGGCUACAGUGCAGGUUUUGCUCUUGGCAAAACUUGUACAGCUGAGGGGUGUUUUAGGUGUACCAAGGAGGCCUGGCCAUGCUUCUGCCACACCCAUGGGGAGAGCWGGUGGCCCAGCCACCACAAGAGUGACUCUGUGUUUCCAGGGGAUAUCAACACCAAGGGGUUGAUGUACUGGAUGUGCUCAGGAGUCCCCAUUGCUCUGCAGCACGAAGCAAACUGCAGCACAGAGGAACAUACAGCUCUAGAUGCUCUUCAUUGGGGAUUUUGUGAUCACAAAGUGUUCUGUGAGCUUAAUGGAAAAAAUAUAUAUAUUUAAUGAGCUUACAAAAAUCUUCUAUAGCAUAUUAAAUUGCAUUAAGUUGAGAGAAGAGAUGACAGGAAUAGUUUAUAGCUACAAAGUAUGGCUUUGUCUCUCUGAAAGGAGGCAGAGCAAGCAAGCCAAGAUGGCCAUCUUGUGUUUGGGCUUUGGUUUUGGGUAAGGUUUUUUUCAGUUAAUCGGGCCACAUGAAUGAAAUGGUUUUCCUCAGCUGUUAAACUGUUUAGUUUUUUGACUAGAAACCAGCUCAGACAUACACACAURCCUUCAGUGGCAGAAAGAGUUGGACUUUCGUUUCAUCAGAGGUUUGUGUGCUCUUCUGUAUAGGGAACUUAGCCAAAAUCCUGCCUUGGGAUACACAAGGAGUGGAUGUGGCUCCUAGGGGCUGCUGGCUGUCCCCUCUCUGCCUACAAGGUGGCCACCUCUGUGUGAACACAUGUCACAUGUCCCUUGCACCUGUCCUGGUGCAAAGGUGRUGCUCGUGAUCCUGACUCAGAUUCACGUGGGGCUUGGAGGAGCCUCGCUGGCACCAGAGCAUGCAGCCCAUCUCGUGCUGCCAGGCUUCUGCUCCACACACCCCUCUGGUCCUGCUGAGGGCUGGAAAUCCCCAAGCUGGUGCCUGCACCAUCUCCUCUUCGCUUUGUUUGAGUUUCUGUUUGCAUUUACUUCACGGUUCCUUUUCCUCCGUUCCACUUUGCCUUGGUAUCAUUCCUUCCUGCGUACCCACCUUUUUCUUUUYAUUUGUCUUUUCUGUUCUUUUAGUUUCCACCCUUCAACCAAGCACAUGCUCUCCCCCCUGUCAGCCCCAGUCUCCUCCUCCUGCYUCCAGUAACUGUGGUGCUCCAGCCUCUGGUGUUGUGCUCCCCCCACUACCCGAAGCCAGCACUGUCUCUCCAGYACCCCUUGUCCCUGAGCCCGCUGGUCAGUUGCCUUUCCUAUCCCAGCACAGAGCCGGGGARCCCCUCCAAUUCCUGCCCAGGCACUCGGCCUCUGAGCUGCCAACAGCCCCAGGUUCCUCCCCUCCCUCCUGCCCGAACGGCAGGACCGUCAUGCCCGGCAUCAGGCGAACCUCGCUGUCUCCACCGCCUCUCCAUCCUUCCCAUCUUCCCUUUCUCUCUCACCAGCCUCUCAGGGGCUCUUCUCUUUCCUGCUCUCCCCAGUCUCCUGCUCCCUCUGCCACAAAUGCACCGUCUCUGCAGAGAGGCGAUGUCCUGCAGCCACGUGGUCCCACCAUCCUGCCCAUGAUUCCCACCCCACCUGACAGAGUCAAAGCACCCACAGAUAAAGCAGGGUGGGACACCUCAGCAAAUGUGCUCCUGAAUGGCCACCCUGAAGAACAAAUUGCUUUAGGCCCCGCUGGAACCCAGGUGAAAAGUGUGGAUGGGCCCUUCUUUCCACACCUGGGAGCUGCACCCUGCCCCCCGCUGCCCACCAUCGCCAGCCCCCCCAGCUCCUCCAGCCAGGCUCCCUCCCCGUCCUCCCAUCCAUCAUCUUGUCCUGCCCAGCAGUGGUGCCAGCCCAUGUCACACUGUCUUCCAUUGCCUCCCCCUCACGCUGCUGUGUCUGAGGUGGCUAUGCCCAGGAGGACCCCUCCUUACAUGACAUCAUCAGCCAUUGCCCACUUGAGUAAGUACUGAUUUUGAAUGAGUUGCGACCUGUGUAAAGCCUCAGCURUUUCAAAAGCUUGGUUGGCACUGCCCCUGACCUAUAGAAAAAGGGCUGAGAGACCCACAGCUGCUCCUGCUGUAUGUGAUUUCUGAAACUGGGGUGAAAAAAUAUUAAAAUCACUCAGAACUGGUCCAGGGACCAGACAAAAAGUAAGAAUUACAGAACCAGGACCCUGCMGCUGCGUGGUUGCAAUGCAUAUUCCUACUGUAUUAUCCCAGACAGAUUUUUGUCACUCAGCAGAGUCAAAUUGUUUCAAAAAGCUUCAUAUAGAACCAAUUUACGCCUGGUCCAAACAUAGCUCUUCUGAAGCCAGAGGCCAGGUCUGCAGUAGGUUUCUUGUCUGUGUAGGAAUAUUGGUAGARGUUGUGAUUUUCUCUCUUUUUGUUAAGUGGUAUUUCUGUUGCCAGUGAAACAUAGAACAUGGAUUUUGUUUAAGAUACACAGAAUCCCCUGAGCUUGUGCUGUUAAUUUAAUUCAAGAAACUCUCUUCCUGCUAUUCACUGCCGUUAGAGUUGUGAGCUUGUCACUGUAACUAUUCCAGCAAACUUUUUUCACUGGAGGCAGAUCAGGUGCUUGGGUCUGGCCGCAUUGCAUAUGGUUUUGAUUUCUCGUGCCUAUCUAAAACCUGUGGUGUGAGAGCAAUUGCAAGCAAUGCCUAUUUGCAAUUCAGAGCAUAUGUUUUGUGACUUGGAUCUAUUCAGGUUUAUAACCAUACAUAAUGUUAAAGUGGUGUGCCUAGAAAAAUAAGAAAAUUAAGACACUUCAUUUUAUUUUCUGCUCRAAGUAUUACUGUAACCACUGGAGGCUCAGUCCUUCAGCUGAUAUAAGUCCUUGAAAUCCACUUUAGUUCAAUAAAGUUAUUUURAACUCACAUCAGUCCAUUAUUUUGACUCAGUUCAAUUUUUGCCUGAGGCUGGCCUCUAAUUAGGUGGGUGUAGUUUUGCAAUUACAAUUAAAUGUACCCACAAUGAAUUACUAGCUAUUAUGUUCAUGAAGAAAGAGGGCUUGAAAUGUUUAAAGUAUUUCUAAUAGCAGCUAUGGUUCAUUUCAAGAAUGGAAUUGGGAGUGUGAAAUAAUGGCAGAAGUAACCACAGAAAUAAGGCAGUAUUAUAAGAAAAUCUAGAUAAGAAGAAAAACAGACUGUUAAUAUUAAGUAUAGUUUCUAAAUGUUUGUCAGUCAAAACCCUCCUGCCUUUCAAGGUAACGCUUACUGAAAAACUGAACCUGUCAAUAUAUACCAGGAACAGCCUGUUCUGACAGAGUGUACACCGGGAAAUACCCUUGGGGAGGCRUGUUUGUUCAACUGACCAGUUACAGACAAGUAAAACACUGUGGAGUGACCACCAGCAGCCCUUCCAACAGGAGCUUUGCUGAAUUUUGGGGUGCCUGAGCCAGAGUCUCCCCUGGUUACUCUGCAAAACUGGCUGAGGCCACACACCUUCUGUAUGACAGAAGGAGGACGUGUCACCGUAGCCCACAAUUCUGCUGAAAAGCUGACGUUAACUGAAGUCCACGGAGUUUAUGUCCAUGUAGAAAGCUGAGGGAAAAGCAGAAGAAUACAUCACUUAGGAAYUGGGAAACGUGUCUGCAUUCUGAUUUUGGCACAGAACAAAACACUGGCCCAGACAGGGAGAARCAGAGGGAGAAGACUGUCAGUGAUGGGGUCUCACAGGAGGACACAGCUGUAGCUGACUGACCAUUGAUACACCCACCUCUUCCCAUUCCUCCACACGUGGUGCUUCCUUUUGUUGCUCAGCUGUCCUGGAGUCAGGCAUCGGGAGCGGGAGCGUGACCUUGUCUGUGGGCUGCAGGAGAUGCUGCUUCCCGUCUAAUUCCUGUUCUCUGCA
Messenger RNA from Malurus melanocephalus (red-backed fairy wren), 3935 nucleotides. Its product is annotated as ena/VASP-like protein. Lineage: Eukaryota; Metazoa; Chordata; Aves; Passeriformes; Maluridae. The transcript has a single exon. Bases 957 to 2057 code for a protein of 366 amino acids. The record is from RefSeq and is a predicted model, not a curated record.